GUUCCUGUGGGUCGCACUUAGACACCUUGAGAUGAUCCACGUGGGGGAGCCUCUGGUAAAGGAUGUUAGAGAUAUGGAUGGAGAGCUUGGUGUGCGCCACUUGGAUCAAUAGAGCUGAGUUAGGCCUCCAGUUCGCAUUGUGAUGGAGUCAGAAAUGACUUCUGAGCCCUCCUGAGAGCGUGGCAUUUACCUCUCUCAUCUUGACCUCCUACUCUGAUUCCCUCAGUAACUUUGAACGACUUAAAGGCCAGAGCGCUUGUCUUUAAAGAUAUUAGGGGCAGUGGACUUAAUUGUUUUCUUACGAGAAAGUAGCUACUAAAGGAGCAGAAGGCAGGAAGAAGGGAAACUAGUUUUAGGAGUGACCCCAGAAAAGUUGUUUUUCAAAAGUUCAUCCCAAAAGACCUGUGCUCGACACAAAAUAUUAAAAAAACAAAACAAAACACAACUUUAUUAAGGGGUGGGGGAAGGAAAGAAGAAGCCUGAGUACCAAUGACUUACAUCCUGUUUUAGGAGUUCAACUUUUCAUUACCAGGAAGAAAUCACUUAUUUUUAAACUGGGGACUUUCUCUAUAGAAAAACAUUGUCAUGAAAGAAACUAUGGAUGGUGAAUGUGGCAAGGCAGUGGCACCACAACUGGGGCUUCUGGACAAAAUAAAAGAAGAGCCUGACAAUGCUCAACCCAACAGCUGACCCCAGCAUUUCACUUUUCUGCUGCAUCAUGCACCCCAAAUAUAUUGGUUCCUUCAGUUCCAGCUGUAGCCCAUCUGUUUUUUUGUUCUUAUUGUAAAAAAAUUCUUCAUAAUGGACAAACUGCAUAUCAUAAGACAGGAUCUACUCAGCUCUUUUGUUCUACACAGUGCAUGACUGCCUGUUCUAAACCUGUCCACCAACCACCUCUUCCCAAGAGAACCUGCGCAAACUGCUUAAAAGACAUUCUAAAUCCAAAGGAUAUGAUUACAACCCAAUUUGAAAGCUCUUCUAGCAAAGAUUUCUGUAGCCAAUCAUGCCUUUCUUCUUAUGAGAUGAAGAAAAAACCUGUUGUUACCAUAUAUACCAAUAAUAUUUUGGCUAAGUGCAGUAUGUGUCAGAAGAAUGCUGAUAUUCGAUUUGAAGUUAAAUAUCAAAAUGUUCUGCACGGUCUUUGUAGUGAUGCCUGCUUUUCAAAAUUUCACUCUACUAACAACCUUACCAUGAACUGUUGUGAGAACUGUGGGACCUAUUGUUAUAGUAGCUCUGGUCCUUCCCAGUUUCAGAAAGUUUUUAGUUCAACCAGUGUCACAGCGUAUAAACAGAAUUCAGCCCAACAUCCUCCAUAUGCCUUGGGAAAAUCAUUGAGACCCUCAGCUGAAAUGAUUGAAACUACGAAUGAUUCAGGAAAAACAGAGCUUUUCUGUUCUGUUAACUGUUUAUCUGCUUACAGAAUUAAAUUAGUUACUUCUUCAGGUGUCCAGGUUUCAUGUCAUAGUUGUAAAACCUCUGCCAUUCCUCAGUACCACCUGGCCAUGUCCAAUGGCACUAUCUACAGCUUCUGCAGCUCCAGUUGUGUAGUGGCUUUCCAGAAUGUAUUUAACAAGCCAAAAGAAAUAAACUCCUCAGCAGUGCCCCUGUCUCAGGGUCAACUGGUUGUAAGCCUGCCAUCUGGGUCAGCAGUUCCAGCAGGAGGAGGUAACACGUCUGCCAUUUUCCCCAGCUCCAUCCACGGCUUUGCUGCAACCAGCCUUCAGUCUCUUACUGCCCAACGCCAGCAAGUAACUUUAACCCAUACAGUUGUUAAACUCGAGUGUCAGCAUUGUAACCAUCUAUUUGCCACAAAACCAGAACUUCUUUUUUACAAGGGUAAAAUGUUUCUGUUUUGUGGCAAGAAUUGUUCUGAUGACUACAAAAGAAAAAAUAAAGUUAUGGCAAUGUGUGAAUAUUGUAAACUGCAGAAAGUUAUAAAGGAGACUGUACGUUUCUCAGGGGUUGAUAAAACAUUCUGUAGUGAAGUGUGCAAAUUCCUUUCUGCUCGUGACUUUGGAGAACGAUGGGGAAACUACUGUAAGACAUGCAGUUACUGCUCACAGACAUCCCCAAAUUUGGUAGAAAAUCGACUGGAGGGCAAGUUAGAAAAGUUCUGUUGUGAGGAGUGCAUGUCUAAAUAUACAGUUCUGUUUUAUCAGAUGGCCAAGUGUGAUGGUUGUAAACGGCAGGGUAAACUAAAUGAAUCCAUAAAGUGGCGAGGAAACAUCAAACAUUUCUGUGAUCUAUCUUGUGUCUUGAAGUUUUGUCAUCAGCAAAUUACAAAUGAUCCACUUUCACAAAAGAAAGUAAAUAUAUCUAGGGCAAAAACUACUUCAGUGGAACGCUCUUCUGCAAAGACAGCUACUACCCCAGUUAUAAGCAAUGUGGUGUCACUGGCAAAAAUAUCUCCUGUCCAGCCUACAGGAAAUUCUAACAGUGUUUUAAAAGGUACAAUUACUAAAGAGGCAGCAAAGAUCAUUGAAGAUGGAAGUGCACAGCCAGAUGGCAUGAGACUUCUAUCUUCCCAGUGUUCCAGACUUUUAAAAAACAAAGCAUUAUUGUGCAAGCCUGUCACUCAGACCAAGGCUAUCUCUUGCAAACCACAUACACAGCAUAAGGAAUGCCAAACAGAUUUGCCCAUGCCGAAUGAGAAAAGUGAUUCAGAACUUGAUUCUCCACCUGAAAAGAAACAAAGAAUAGGUUUUUUCCAGAUGUCUGAUGCAGAAUAUUUAAAAGUUGGUUGUAUUAUCUGUCCUGGAUCAAAAGAAAAUUCACCAAUGCUACAAUGUGUCAUUUGUGGAGAAAUCUUACCCAGUGAAAACAUGAAGCCAGCAAAUCUUUCUCAUCAUUUGAAGACAAAACAUUCAGAAUUAGAAAACAAACCUGUGUCUUUUUUUGAACAAAAAUCUCUUGAAAUGGAAUGCCAAAAUAGUUCUUUUAAGACGUGCUUCCUAGUUGAUAAAUCACUUGUGAAAGCUUCUUAUUUAGUUGCCUUUCAAAUUGCUGCCAAUAAGAAGUCACUUUCUAUUGCUGAAGAAUCAAUUAAACCAUAUUUAGUAGACAUGUAUUCAGAAGUUUGGGGUUCAGAUGCUGGAGACAAAAUGAAAAACAUUCCUCUUUCUAAUAAUAUGAUUGGACUCAGAAUCGAUGAACUGUCUGCAGAUAUUGAAGAUCAGCUGAUUCAAAAAGUCAGAGAGUCAAAAUGGUUUGCCCUUCAGAUAGAUGAAUCAUCUGAAAUCUCAAAUAUCAGUCUUCUUUUGUGCUAUGUCCGUUACAUUGAUUAUGAUAGCAGUGAUAUAAAAGAAGAAUUAUUAUGUUGCAUUGAAAUGCCUUCUCAAAUAACUGAUUUUGAAAUAUUUGUUUUAAUAAAUAAAUAUAUUGCUAGUAAGUCUCUGAAUUGGAAACAUUGUGUUGGUCUCUGUACAGAUGGAGCUACAAGCAUGAUUGGCAGGUGUUCUGAUUUAAGGGCAAAGAUUCAGGAAGUUGCCAUGAAUACAGUGGCAUUUACACAUUGUUUAAUUCAUCGCGAACAUUUAGUAGCAGAGAAGUUGGCUCCCUCCUUACAUCAAAUUCUUUUGCAGUCAGCAGAAAUUCUAAGCUUUGUAAAAAGAAAUGCAUUGAAUUCACGUAUGUUCAAAAUUUUGUGUGAAGAAACAGGAUCUGAGUGUGUAAAUUUACCACUAAAUGCAGAAGUACGUUGGAUGUCAAAAGGGAGAAUUUUAACAAGAUUAUUUGAAUUACGGCAUGAAAUUGAAAUUUUUUUAAAUCAAAAGCAUUCGGAUUUGGCCAAGUAUUUUCGUGAUGAGGAAUGGGUUGCAAAGCUGGCUUAUUUGUCAGAUAUUUUCUCACUUAUAAAUGAAUUAAAUUUAAGUCUCCAAGGAACUAUGACUACUCUCUUCAAUUUGUAUAAUAAAAUGGAUGUAUUUAAGGAAAAGCUGAAAAUGUGGUUGAAGCGCAUACAAGAGGAUAAUUAUGACAUGUUCCCCUCAUUUUCUGAAUUCUCAAAUUCUUCAGCCUUACAUAAGAAAAGUAUUGCGUGCAUUAUUGCUGAGCAUCUGGAAGGACUUUCUCACAUGUUCAAUGACUGUUACCCACCAGAAGAAGACUUGCUUUCAGGAAAUUUGUGGAUAACUAAUCCUUUCAUGAAUCACCAAAAUAAUAAUCUUACGGACUCUGAAGAAGAAAAACUAACACAGUUAUCUUCAGAUUUAAGAUUACAAUCAGUAUUUAAAUCAAUGUCUAUAACUCAGUUUUGGAUAAAUACAAGAACAAGUUACCCAGAACUCCAUGAAAAGGCAAUGAAAUUUUUAUUGCCCUUUUCAACUAUUUAUUUAUGUGAUGCUACAUUUUCAGCUUUAACUGAGUCAAAACAAAGAAAUCUGUUGUUUUCUGGCCCUGCCCUAAGACUUGCAGUCACAUCUUUAAUUCCAAGGAUAGAAAAAUUAGUAAAAGAAAGAGAAUAGCAAAGCAUACUAAUUAUUAUCAAAGUCUAUUAAGUUUUGUAUGGGAUAGUUAUCUUAAAAUAUAAUUUCAUAAUGUGGAUGUGAUUUCAGUGAUUAAAUAAGUGUUUUAAUAAUCA
This is a messenger RNA of Erinaceus europaeus (western European hedgehog), 4579 nucleotides long. RefSeq names its product zinc finger MYM-type containing 6 (gene ZMYM6). The transcript has 14 exons. NCBI's taxonomy places the organism in Eukaryota, Metazoa, Chordata, Mammalia, Eulipotyphla, Erinaceidae. The record is from RefSeq and is a predicted model, not a curated record. Gene Ontology annotation, molecular function: zinc ion binding. The coding region runs from base 861 to 4463 and encodes 1200 amino acids.